AUGGAUAACAAGAAUCGCUUGCACCCAAAUCCACCUGAUGUGGAUGUUGCUCCAUGUGCGCCUCCAUCGUACGAAUACAAUGCCAACUAUCAUCAACAGCAGCCAGCGUCUUGUUCUCCAUCCGCAUCAUCCUAUCAGCAUCACAGCAGCAUGAUGAUGCCCAGUGCUCCGCCAAGCAUCCCGCCAAGUCAGCAACAUUUUACAUAUGGCUCCGUGCAGCCGCAACCAAGUCUUUGCCAUCCGUAUGCUCUCUAUCAACAACAACAUCAACACCAACAAUCAUAUCAAGAGCCUCCUCAGCACUAUCGAUACAUUAUUUCAAGUCGAGAUCGAGGAGAUCGUCACUUUCCUGUGAACGCAGCACUGUUUGUUCUGGGAUGGUUAUUCCCUCCACUAUGUACUGAGCUUGAUUGCAUUCACGCUGUUUACCAUCUUCUUGACUCUACUCAUGUUGGAAGAACGAGAUAA
Molecule: messenger RNA, 468 nt
Organism: Mucor velutinosus
Lineage: Eukaryota; Fungi; Mucoromycota; Mucoromycetes; Mucorales; Mucoraceae
Product: Calmodulin
Exons: 3
Coding region: 1-468 (155 amino acids)
Source: RefSeq, a predicted model, not a curated record